GGAUCAUAUUGGGACAAAAAUACCCUGCAGUUAAACCUAAGUAUGUAGUAUGGUGGAUUUAGCUAACAACUAGUAAAGUACAGCACGGAUGUGGGUAUAGGUGAUGACCCUAAAGCCUAAAAGUACCAUAAUUGCUACAACUAAACUGGAGCACAUAUAUUGGUCAAACCGGAAAGUAGUUUCCGAUUUGACCAAACAUAAUUUUACACAAUUCACCAGAAGGAAUUGCAAUGACCUAAAUUGAGAGAUGGAUUAAAUGUUGCAUGUCUAUAAAGUAGCCUGAUGAAAUGUUUAUUCUUUCUGUUCGUUACUUUUGUUAUUUAUUAUAAUAAUUAUUUUCACAGUACUGACUGAGCCUAAUCCCACUGGUCAUAGAUUCCUGUGAAGGACAGACGGACUGAAGUCCGCGGUAAACAAAUAGAAGAAUCCCCCUGUGGCUCCAGCAGCUGUACCCAGCCGUCCAAUGAAAAGCCGUGACCAAAAAUCUCCGGACCAAUCAGAAGAGAGACCUGGGUUUUUAACACGUCGCCGGAGUUUAGUGAAGUUUGUCUGGAAACGAAGCCUCCUUUUUGUGCUUCUUGUUGUUUUUCAAACCUACGGGUAAAUAAACAUGGCGAUGCCGACGUGGGAGAGAAAAGCGCGCACAUUCCUCUGCGUUUUGGGUUUGUUUUUGUCUGCUUACGCGCUGCACGUCGAGCUGUCCCGAGAGAGGAACCCGGAUUACAGGGCGAUGUGCGACCUGGGGGAGUCCGUGAGCUGCUCCAAGGUCUUCACCUCCAGAUGGGGACGAGGUUUCGGCUUGGUCCAGUUCUUUGUGGCCAAAGACAGCCUCCUCAACCAGCCCAACAGUGUGCUUGGCCUCCUGUUUUACACUCUGCAGAUGGGCCUGGGACUUUCUCUCUCCAAAAAAGCAGCAGCGCUCUUGGUGCUCUUCUCCUGGGUGUCCGUGGCCGGCUCGCUCUACCUCGCAUCUAUCCUCGCCUUUGUUCUGGGGGACUUCUGCAUGGUCUGCGUGUCAACAUACCUGGUCAACUUUGCGUUGCUCUUCACCAACCUGAGACGUAGGACGGCAGUGGAAGGGAUGAAGGAGAAGGCUGGAUAGAAAGUGCAGUACAAUUGGAAAAGCCAGUUCUCUCUCACAGUUUUUUGUGUUUUUUUUUGCAUUGCAGGAGAAACAGUAGAUAAGAUGAUUUAAAUUAAAUAAAAUAGCUUUGUAGAGGAA
Molecule: messenger RNA, 1222 nt
Organism: Gasterosteus aculeatus aculeatus (three-spined stickleback)
Lineage: Eukaryota; Metazoa; Chordata; Actinopteri; Perciformes; Gasterosteidae
Gene: vkorc1
Product: vitamin K epoxide reductase complex, subunit 1
Biological process (GO): peptidyl-glutamic acid carboxylation; blood coagulation; vitamin K metabolic process
Molecular function (GO): vitamin-K-epoxide reductase (warfarin-sensitive) activity
Source: RefSeq, a predicted model, not a curated record